AUGGCUAAGGUGAAUUGUCUUUUCGUUCUAUGGAUUUUGGUCUCAAUAACACAAAGUGCGGCUUCAAUGUUAAAUAAUAAUGCCAUAGCCCAGGUGGUUCUUUAUAUUAUCCGAGAACAUCUAAGCAAUUUGACAUCAACUAUUGCGUUAGCCGAACAUAGUAAAACACCUGAAACAGAAAACACAAAUACCCAUUUAUUGGACUUCAUACUUCAGAAUCUUAAAGGAAAAACUGCAGUUCAGUUUUCCCCACCUGAUUACUAUAGUCAACCGUUAAAGUACUACGUCUUCAUUGUGGACUCUCCAGAUGCAUUUAGGAUUGCAGCUCGUUCUUAUCCUCCAUAUUUCGUGUUUGCUGGAAACACAAGUCAUCCUGAGCCGAAGGGAGACUGGGAAAACAUAUCCGGUUUGGAAGGAUAUUUGUUGAAAAUUCUAGCCUUAACAAUGAACUUCACAAUUGAUUUGUUACCUUUCUCAGAACAACGAAGUUAUGCUUUUAGAGCGAAUCAAACAUAUGGAUGUUUUAAACAGUUGCAUGAUCUUGAAGCCGAUAUUGCUGUUGGGGCCUUUUGGAGUUCAAAUGGUCUCCGACAUAUUUUUUCGCCAACUGUUGGAUAUCAUUCGUCUACGUUUAUAUUUGUUGCUCGGGGAAAAAGUGUAUUAAGUUCAUUGGGUCGUCUUGCCAAGCCUUUUACAAUUCAAUUGUGGAUUCUUGUGCUGGGGUUUCUUUUACUUAUCAUGUUCUUAGCAUCAGUUUUAAAAAUGCUAAGGCUAAAAGUUUAUCAAUUUAUCUUCGGAAAAGAAAAUCACAAUCCAGUGACGAAUAUGUUGGCAGUUUUUCUAGGACAAGGAGUUAGCCAAACACCACGUCGCAAUUUCGCCAGAUAUAUUUUAUUUCAAAUGCUUCUUCUUAGUCUCGUCUUGAGGAGUGCUUAUGAAGGAUCUCUAUAUGACGCUUUUCGAAAGGAUAAUUUUGAUCGGACUCCCUCAGGAAUUGAUGAUCUUAUUAAAUUGAACUACACGCUUUUACUUACUCCAGAGGUUUUGUUAUUUAUCGUCCUUAUAGCCCAGAGUUCGGUUUUAAGUUUGGAUAAUAAAUCAUUAUCGGAAGUGGCACUCUAUAUAAUCCGUGAACGUCUAAGCAAUUUGACAUCAACUAUUGUAUUGGCUGAGAAAAGUAAAACUUCUGAAACUGCAGACACAAAUACUCGUCUGCUGAACUUCAUUCUUCAGAACCUUCAAGGAAAAACUUCUGUUCAAUUUUACCUAGGCGGCUAUUCAAAUCAACCUUUGGAAUACUACGUCUUCAUUAUAGACUCUCUAGAGGCAUUCAAGGAUCUCUAUCAAUUAUUUGCGGACACUCCCUAUGAACGACACUUUCGUUUCUUAAUAAUACUAACAAAUCCAAAAUCAGAUUUUUACACUGUGAUGGAAGAAAUUUUUAUACUUUGCUAUAAUUUUGACGUCAUUGAUGCAAACAUCUUAACAGCUCACCCAACAAAAGGUGUCCAUAUGUUCACUUAUUAUUUGUUCUCUGAAGAAAUGUGUCGUCGUUGUGUACCAAUACUUAUGUACAAUUUCAAUGAAGGCUUUGAGAAUUUCGGAACUAUUUUUCCAAGAAAGCUCACAAAUUUUCACGGAUGUCCAUUUAAGGUUGCAGCCCGUAGUUAUCCUCCAUAUUUCACAUUUGUUGGGAACACAAGUCAUCCAGAAUCGAUAGGAGAUUGGGAAAAUAUGUCUGGUAUUGAAGGAACUUUGUUAAAGUUUCUAGCCGAAACAUUAAACUUUACGAUUGAUUUGCAACCGUUUCAAUAUGAACGGAGCUAUGUUAAAGACAACCAAUCUUAUGGUUGUUUGCAAGAGUUGGAAAAAGGCGUAGCAGAUAUUGCUGUUGGCGGUUUUAUUGAUUCAAAUGAUGAAAGAUGGCUUUUUUCUCCAACCUACUCAUAUCAUACAUCAUCGCUUUUGUUUGUGGUUCGAGGAAAAUACAUGAUCAACUCACUUCGUCGUCUUGCCAAACCAUUUUCCACUGAAGUUUGGUGUCUUGUAUCAAGUUUUUUCGUCCUUACCAUACUCUUUCUGAUAGUUUUGAAAAUGGUCAAACGAAACGUUCAUAAAUUUGUCUUUGGAGAACAGGAUCAAAAUCCAGUGACAAAUUUUAUUGCAAUUUUCCUUGGCUAUCCAAUACGUCAAACACCUCGUCGCAAUUUCGCCAGAUAUAUUUUCUUACAAUUCCUUCUUCUCACUCUUGUCUUGCGCAAUGCUUAUCAAGGAUCUUUGUACGACGCUUUUCGUAAGGAUAGAUUUGCUCAAGCUCCAUCAGGAUUUAGAGAUCUUCUUAAAUGGAAUUACACACUUUUACUUCCUCCAGGGGCCUCGCAGCUUUUUUAUUUGGAUUUUCCAAAUGACCGAAUUAUUGUCGUUGAAAGUACUUCGUACGAUUCAAAGCUUAAAAUUUUGGAAGAAUUAGAAGGCAAAUUUGCAACAGUCGGUAUGGCAGACACUUUGCUUUAUUAUUUCCAAACAAGCUUGAGAAACGGAACUGAGAUUACAGUUAUACCUGAAAACAUUAACAAUUAUCAAUUUGUUAUGUUUUUACCGAAACAUUCGAUUUAUUUGUCGGGUUUUAAUAAAAAAAUAAAAGAGUUAGCUGCUAUUGGAAUGAUGGCAAAAUUGGGUACUCAGUUUACAAGUUGGGAUCCAUUAUUGGGUAAAUAUUUAAUGCAACAACGAGACAAGGUUCCUCUUCGUAAUAAGCGUGCUGCUUCAAUGUCAAAUAAUAAUGCCAUAGCCGAGGUGGUUCUUUAUAUUAUCCGAGAACAUCUAAGCAAUUUGACAUCAACUAUUGCAUUGGCCGAACAUAGUAAAACACCUGAAACAGAAAACACAAAUACUCAUUUAUUGGACUUCAUACUUCAGAAUCUUAAAGGAAAAACUGCAGUUCAGUUUUCCCCACCUGAUUACUAUAGUCAACCGUUAAAGUACUACGUCUUCAUUGUGGACUCUCCAGAUGCAUUUAGGGAACUCUAUCAAUUUUUUAAGAACACUACCUUCGAGCGACACUUUCGUUUUCUGAUAAUUUUAACAAACCCAAAAUCAGAUUUUUACAAAGUGAUGGAAGAAAUAUUCAAACUAUGCUAUAACUUUGACGUAAUCGAUGUUAACAUAAUAAUUGAUCAUCCAACCGAAAAAAGUGUCCAAAUGUUCACCUACUACCUAUUUUGGGAGUCCAAUUGUCAUGGUUUUCGUCCAAGGCUUUUGUACAAUUUCAAUGAAGGCUUUGACAAGCUUGAAAAAGUUUUCCCAAAGAAGCUGAAAAACUUUCACAAAUGUCCAAUUAGGAUUGCAGCUCGUUCUUAUCCUCCAUAUUUCGUGUUUGCUGGAAACACAAGUCAUCCUGAGCCGAAGGGAGACUGGGAAAACAUAUCCGGUUUGGAAGGAUAUUUGUUGAAAAUUCUAGCCUUAACAAUGAACUUCACAAUUGAUUUGUUACCUUUCUCAGAACAACGAAGUUAUGCUUUUAGAGCGAAUCAAACAUAUGGAUGUUUUAAACAGUUGCAUGAUCUUGAAGCCGAUAUUGCUGUUGGGGCCUUUUGGAGUUCAAAUGGUCUCCGACAUAUUUUUUCGCCAACUGUUGGAUAUCAUUCGUCUACGUUUAUAUUUGUUGCUCGGGGAAAAAGUGUAUUAAGUUCAUUGGGUCGUCUUGCCAAGCCUUUUACAAUUCAAUUGUGGAUUCUUGUGCUGGGGUUUCUUUUACUUAUCAUGUUCUUAGCAUCAGUUUUAAAAAUGCUAAGGCUAAAAGUUUAUCAAUUUAUCUUCGGAAAAGAAAAUCACAAUCCAGUGACGAAUUUGUUGGCAGUUUUUCUUGGAUAUGCAGUUAAUCGAAUACCACGUAGAAAUUUCGCCAGAUACAUUUUGUUUCAAUUACUUCUUCUUACCCUCAUCUUGAGGAGUGCUUAUCAAGGAUUUCUAUAUGAUGCUUUUCGUAAGGAUAAAUUUGAUCGGACUCCUUCAGGAAUUGAUGAUCUCAUUAAAUUGAACUACACGCUUUUACUUACGCCAGAGGGUUCUAAAGUGUAUAAACACUAUCCCAAAGAGCUUAUAAAUAUCCAAACAAAAGAAUAUAAAAAUUUACUUAAAAUGUUGGAAAGAUCGGAAAAAAGAUAUACAACAUUAGUUUUACAAGAUAGAUUCUUUUAUCAUUUAAAGAAAAACGUUAGAAACCGCCAAUCUGAACUUCUUGUUGUGCCAGAAAUUUUUAACAAUUUUCAUUUAGUUAUGGUUAUGCGAAAACAUUCGAUUUACUUGUCAGCUUUUAAUAAAAAGUUGAAAGAUUUUGCUGCAGCAGGAAUAUUAUCACAAUUAAGCAUUCGAGCUACAAAAAGUGAAAAAGAAAUAAUUAAAACAUUUUUAAUGAGAGAAAGUGCGAAGGUGCCACUGCAUAAUGCACGGUUAUCGGCUUUAUAUAGUAUUUGUGGUUUAUUGAUUGGUGUUUCUUUGGUGGUGUUUUGUUUAGAAAUACUAUCAGUUUAUAAUAGAAUGUUACAGAAAAUAUUUGAUUGA
Messenger RNA from Episyrphus balteatus (marmalade hoverfly), 4563 nucleotides. RefSeq lists its product as uncharacterized. Bases 1 to 4563 code for a protein of 1520 amino acids. Lineage: Eukaryota; Metazoa; Arthropoda; Insecta; Diptera; Syrphidae. The record is from RefSeq and is a predicted model, not a curated record. The transcript has 9 exons.